AUGUCUAGUACCGGUGCCAAUCGUGAAUCCGAAGGUGGUACAAUGAAAAAAGUUAUAGACAAUCCGGCAACAGAACCACAAUCUCAUACAUAUGCUGAAGAUCAAUCCCGCUCAAACACGGGACAACAAGGCGGCAAAUGUAGCUCCGGUAUAUCCGAUCAUAAACCAGUGGAAUCAUAUAUAAAAAUUAUUUUUACUAUUUGUUAUAGUCGAAAGAAUGUUGCUUAA
Molecule: messenger RNA, 228 nt
Organism: Rotaria sp. Silwood1
Lineage: Eukaryota; Metazoa; Rotifera; Eurotatoria; Philodinida; Philodinidae
Source: the annotation of a GenBank genome assembly